GCAUGUUCACAAGUCCUUCUAGUGUGCCUCGCAGGAUAUCUAGCGGCAAGACUUGAAUUAAUAACAACAAGCAUCCAAAAGGAUUUAUCUUCUCUAAUAAUAAAUAUAUUUAUGCCAUGUUUCUUAUUUUCAAAUGUUUUUUCCAGUGUUGACAUCCAAACGUUAAUAAGUCUUUGGCCAAUUCCUACCUUUUUCUUCAUAUUUUGCAUAAUUAGUUCAGCUCUUGGUUUUUUUGGUGGAAGAUUACUAAAUUUUGAUUUUUCUGAUACAAAGUUUAUUAUGACUGGAAUUAUUUUCAAUAAUGUGACAAGUCUUGGUCUGGGUUUGUUAAGAGGUAUUGAAUAUACUGAUGCUAUUUCGAUUUUGAAAUGGAAAAUUGAUGACACUCCAAAGGAUAUUGUCAGUCGAGGGAUUUCAUAUGUAUUACUUGCCACUCUUUGGACUAAUUUGUUAAGAUGGUCUCUUGGUGCAUACUUGUUGAAAAGUGAUUCAGUUUCAUCACAAUAUAAUUUAAAUUCCGUUUCAUACAUCUCUCAGCAUAAUUUCGAUGAAAUAGAUGAUAUAAACGACGUAGACGAAAGCACUCCAAUGUUAGGAUCUAAACAACAUGACACUACUUCAUCAUUGACAUUUAAACAAAAGUUGCAUUCAAUUUGGUCGCGCAUAAAGAUAUCACUCACUUUCAAAUUCAUGAAUCCUCCAUUAUAUGCCGCAUUAUUGGCAUUAGUGUUUGUUGCAAUUCCUCCAUUUAAAUCUUUAUUUAUCGGCAAAAAUGCUCCUUUUAUGGCACUUUCACAAGCAAUUGAAUAUGUUGGGUCGGUCUCGGUUCCUUUGACGCUAAUAACUUUAGGAGCUCAAUUAAAAAAUCUCCAGAGUUCAAAUAAUAAGCGUAUUGCCUCUAUGAUAACUUACGCUUUGACUUGUCGUCUUAUAAUAAUGCCAAUUAUAGGAACUGUGAUGGUUUUGUUAACAAAAAGUUGGUAUUUAAAUGAUCCUAUGUUAUGGUUC
Molecule: messenger RNA, 1008 nt
Organism: Scutellospora calospora
Lineage: Eukaryota; Fungi; Glomeromycota; Glomeromycetes; Diversisporales; Gigasporaceae
Source: the annotation of a GenBank genome assembly